Messenger RNA from Clunio marinus, 2042 nucleotides. The record is from the annotation of a GenBank genome assembly. NCBI's taxonomy places the organism in Eukaryota, Metazoa, Arthropoda, Insecta, Diptera, Chironomidae.
UUCUAAAAGUCGAUUCAUGAGAAAUGGUGCAAAAAAUUGAAAUUGCUGUUAUCGGUGUAGGAGUAGAUGGAAAUGAAAAAUUGGAUUCAUUAAAUGAUAAUUCAUAUUCAACAUUUCGUCGAACAUUGAAUGCAUUGAGACGUAGAUUAACAAGAAAAAAGAAUCGUUCACAGCCGCCUGACAAGUCACUAGAUAAGUUUUCUGUAACCAAUCAGACAUCAGUUAAUCAGCAGCAGUCAACGACCGGUGGUAAUCCUUCAGAUGGAGUUUAUAGUCGUUUAUCCUUUGACCCGUCUUUGUCGUCUUAUUACCGGUGGCUAGCAAUCGUCUCUCUUGCUGUACUUUAUAACAUCAUCUUCGUCGUGGGACGUGCAAUCUUCUGGGAGAUAAACAAAAAAGCAACAUUUUUGUGGUACUUCUUGGAUUAUUUAUGUGAUUUCAUCUACUUUCUCGACACAAUCGUUCACUGUCAUGAAGGUUACCUCGAACAAGGUCUGUUAGUACGUGAUGCUAAAAAAUUACGUCAGCACUAUUUUAGUACGAGUCAUUGGCGUUUAGACCUUAUAUCAAUGUUUCCAACUGACCUUGCUUAUGUGUGGUGGGGACCAAAUCAGUGUAGCUUUGAUCGAGUGCCGUGUGCAGUUAUUGUUCGUAUAAAUCGUCUUCUACGUUUGCCUCGAAUGUGGGAAUGGUUUGAACGUACAGAAACAGCUACAGGAUAUCCCAACGCAUUUCGAAUAUGUAAAGUCGUACUAGCAAUAUUAGUUUUAAUCCACUGGAAUGCCUGUCUCUAUUUUGCCAUCAGUUAUGCUCAAGGUUUCGGCAGUGACAAUUGGGUAUACAAUUUAAAUGGCACUCAGAAUGCGUCGCUUACCCGACAGUACAUCUACAGUUUCUACUGGUCAACACUUACUCUGACCACAAUUGGCGAAACUCCAACACCCGAAAAUGAGACCGAAUAUUUGUUUGUUGUUGCUGAUUUCUUGGCUGGUGUCUUAAUCUUCGCUACCAUCGUUGGAAACAUAGGUUCAAUGAUAUCAAAUAUGAACGUUGCCAGGGUUGAGUUUCAAAACCGAAUGGAUGGCGUUAAGCAGUAUAUGGCAUUUCGUAAAGUUGGAGGCGAAUUAGAAGCACGAGUGAUCAGAUGGUUUGCUUAUACUUGGGCACAAAGUGGUGCCCUUGAUGAAGAACGAGUUUUGGCUGCUUUACCUGAUAAACUCAAAGCUGAAAUUGCUAUUCGAGUGCACAUGGAUACAUUAAAACAAGUUAGAAUUUUUCAAGAUUGUGAGCCAGGAUUAUUAGAGGCUUUAGUAUUGAAAUUAAGAUUACAAGUGUUUAGUCCCGGUGAUUAUAUAUGUCGAAAAGGCGAUGUAGGCAAAGAAAUGUAUAUAGUGAAACGUGGGAGACUUUCUGUCGUCGCCGAUGAUGGAACAACAGUUCUAGCAACUUUGGGAGCAGGUUCAGUGUUCGGCGAAGUGUCAGUUCUAGAAAUUGCUGGAAAUCGAACCGGAACCCGACGGACAGCUAACGUCCGAUCAAUUGGAUAUUCCGAUUUGUUUUGUUUGGCGAAGCGUGACUUGUGGGAAACACUUGCAGAUUAUCCUGAAGCGAGGGCGUCACUGACCGAGCGUGGAUGUCAAUUGUUGCGCAAAGAUGGGUUGCUUGAUGAAACAGUUUUUGCAAGUGCCGCACAGCAGCAAGAUUCACUUGAACUUGGUGUGUCAAAAUUAGAAGUCACUGUUGAAAAUCUUAAUGUACGAUUAGCUCGUCUUCUUGGCGAAUAUGCAUCAUCACAAGCAAAGCUAAAGCAGCGAAUAUCAAAGUUAGAAAAAUGUUUUAAUCAACAACAGGAUGAUGAAAGUGAUGAAGACAUAGAAGAAUGGAAGAAAAGGCGAUAUUCUCUCCAAUUAAAAGGUUCAAAAGGUUAUCAAAGAAGAAAAGGAGCAAAAGUAUCAACUCAAUCGAAGCUUGAUAGUGAAAAUGAUGACGACGAGCAUAAUGAUCAACAAAAUGAUUUACUUUCAAGACAAAACACAAUGUAA